Molecule: messenger RNA, 1434 nt
Organism: Candidozyma duobushaemuli
Lineage: Eukaryota; Fungi; Ascomycota; Pichiomycetes; Serinales; Metschnikowiaceae
Product: RNA-dependent ATPase
Exons: 1
Coding region: 1-1434 (477 amino acids)
Molecular function (GO): nucleic acid binding; ATP binding; RNA helicase activity
Source: RefSeq, a predicted model, not a curated record
AUGGCGAUAAAAACCCAGCAGAAAAAGAAGGAGAAGUUUACAGCCAAGAACAAGGAUGCUCUUGCGCUUGCAGAGAAAAUCAAGGAAAAUGCCUUGAAACAGAAACUUGCCCAGAAAAAGCAGGCUGCCAAAGACAACGCCAUCAAGCCAGAAGCCACCGAGGUUUCUAUUUCCGACAGCUCCAAAAAGUUCGAAACCUUCAGCGAACUCAAGCUUAUCCCCGAGCUUCUUGAGCUGAUCCAGCAGAUGAAAUUCACAAAGCCCACGCCGAUCCAGGCCGAGGCGAUUCCUCAUGCUUUGGAAGGAAAGGAUCUCAUUGGUCUUGCCGUUACAGGAUCAGGUAAAACAGCAGCUUUUGCCAUCCCCAUCUUGCAGUCGCUUUACAACGACCUGUAUCCAUACUACGGUCUUGUUUUGGCGCCCACGAGAGAGUUGGCGUAUCAGAUCAAGGAGACCUUUGAUGCUCUAGGAGCAGCCAUGGGAGUCAGAACCUGCUGUGUUGUGGGUGGUAUGGAUAUGAUGGACCAGGCGAGAGACUUGAUGAGAAAACCACAUAUUAUUGUGGCGACCCCGGGUAGAAUCGUGGACCACUUGGAAAACACCAAGGGUUUUUCGUUGAGAAGGCUUAAAUACUUGGUUAUGGAUGAGGCCGACCGUUUGUUGGACCUUGAUUUCGGGCCCGAACUCGACAAAAUCUUGCGUGUGAUCCCCAGAGAAAGAAACACAUACCUUUUCUCGGCCACGAUGACGGGAAAGAUUGAAAAGUUGCAGAGAGCCUCGCUCCGGAACCCAGUGAGAAUCGCCGUUUCUUCGAAAUACCAAACCGCCGAUAACCUUGUCCAGCUGAUGAUGCUUGUCAGUGACGGCUACAAAAACACAUACUUGAUCCACCUCCUCAACGAGUUCAUGGGCAAGCUGAUCAUCAUUUUCACCAGAACAUGUGCCCACUCUCAGAGAACCGCCCUACUAGCCAGAAUCCUCGGAUUUUCUGCCGUUCCCUUGCAUGGCCAGCUCACACAGUCCCAGCGUUUGGGCUCGUUGAACAAGUUCAAAUCCGGAAAAGCCAACAUUUUGGUCGCUACCGAUGUGGCAGCCAGAGGUUUGGAUAUUCCAUCUGUGGAUGUGGUGAUCAACUACGACAUUCCCACGGACUCCAAGGCCUACAUUCACAGAGUUGGUAGAACCGCUCGUGCCGGUCGUUCUGGUAAAUCCAUCUCGUUGGUGACGCAGUACGAUUUGGAGAUGUACCUCAGAAUCGAGGCUGUUCUUGAAAAGAAGCUUCCGAAGGACCCAUCUCCAUCCAGGGACGUCUUGGAUGCUUUACAUGUGCAUGUGGACAGGGCCACUGCCGAGGCCAUCAGACAGACAAAGGACUUCCACGACAAGAGAGGCAAGAAGAAGUCGAGAGACGAUGCCGACAGGGAGGAGAAGUAG